UCAGCGCAGUCGCCGUCUGUACCGCUCGUCGAACAGUCACAAACAUGGCGUUACGAGAGCUGUCGUCGCUGGAGAAAUACUUAGGAUUAAAAAAGCCGAACAAAUACAGCACCCAGGGGGAUAAAAAGACUCCUGUGCUUCAGAAAAAUAAUGGCCCUGCUCUGACGGGACUGGUCACCAUCGCCUGCCAUUUGGCAAAAGAAGCCAAGCGUCCAGACCUUUUGGGAGACUCUCCUGAGCUCAGAGCUGUGGUUCAGCAGUGGUUGGAGUUUAGAGUCACCAAGCUGGAUGGCUGUCCCAAAGAAGAUAUUAAAACUAUACUAAAGGACCUCAAUUGUUACCUGCAAGACAAAGUUUACAUGGCUGGAAACCACUUUACCCUGGCUGACGCAUUCAUGUAUUAUGGGAUUCACUCACUAAUGGUGGACUUGAGCAUCCAGGAGAAGGAACAGUACCUGAAUGUGACACGAUGGUUCGACCACAUCCAACACUACGCCGGCGUCCGUCAUCACCUUCCUCCAGUAGUUGUGCUGAAGAACCGCAUCUACCACAGUAGACACCACUGACGGGCCACUCAUAAAUACCACAUUGGAUUCAGACCGCCGAAUGUGUGUUGUCUGAGAUGACUUGGGAUGUGUUUUUUAUUUUCAAAAUUCACUGUAACGUCCUUCCAUAUUGCUUCAUUCAACUUGGUUACUUCCCUUACAUUGCUUCCUGUGAACAGCCGCCUGGAAACACUUGUGGUACCAACAUUUCUUUUGAUUUCAAACACACAAAGCUCUCCAGGGUUAAUGAAGGGAACAUUUUUGCUCACAAUAAAAUAUUUAUAAUGGUUUUAUUGUCUUAAACUAUUAACACGUGUCAUGGAACGUUGGUUUGUGAAAUACUUUCAUGCGAGCAAUUUGAUUUGUGUUGAGCAAAUGCUUGAUUAAAAAGGGAUCUUUUGUUAA
Molecule: messenger RNA, 950 nt
Organism: Synchiropus splendidus (mandarinfish)
Lineage: Eukaryota; Metazoa; Chordata; Actinopteri; Syngnathiformes; Callionymidae
Gene: eef1e1
Product: eukaryotic translation elongation factor 1 epsilon 1
Exons: 4
Coding region: 45-566 (173 amino acids)
Biological process (GO): positive regulation of DNA damage response, signal transduction by p53 class mediator
Cellular component (GO): aminoacyl-tRNA synthetase multienzyme complex; nucleus; cytoplasm
Source: RefSeq, a predicted model, not a curated record